AUGUAUCGAGUAUCCCCCGUCGAACAUAAUGGUCCUUACGCAAGGUUCUCAAGGAUCAAAAGGGACUCUUGGCCUCUACCUGUGCACCCAAGGAGCCAAUUAUUUGUCUGCCGCUCUUUGUCCACCGAGAGGAUCCACUUGACAGGAUGCAUACGUCGAGGUAUAAGUAUAAUCCAACCGGUGACUAAGUCGCCCGCUUCGUAUGCAGAAUCGAUCGACUUUAUUUCGAUACAUAGCACAUUGAUCGCCAAGUAUGGUCCGAAUUCUCAUUACUUAUUCACCAACGGAACUCACCGCACCCCGUCGCUGCCCGAUGCAAUAUUUCUUUCUAGUUGCUUGUGUACAUAUAGUCCUCGUAGAAUCAGAAACUAACCAUUCUUAUUCCACCUCGAUAAGAAAACUUGCGUUAUAUAUAGAUCUCUCUUUUUCUUUUUUUAGGAAAUAGUAACAAAGUGUAA
Messenger RNA from Heterotrigona itama, 458 nucleotides. NCBI's taxonomy places the organism in Eukaryota, Metazoa, Arthropoda, Insecta, Hymenoptera, Apidae. The record is from the annotation of a GenBank genome assembly.